UACUUGCUGCAGCUUUACGCCAAGCAGUUGAAAGAACCGACGCUAAUAGUAAAAAGGAUGUAUUUAUCAUAUCAAUCCCUAGAAAUCAUAUUUCAAAUUCGCUUGAAAGUUUAUCAAUACUUUGUUGA
Molecule: messenger RNA, 128 nt
Organism: Entrophospora candida
Lineage: Eukaryota; Fungi; Glomeromycota; Glomeromycetes; Entrophosporales; Entrophosporaceae
Source: the annotation of a GenBank genome assembly